AGUUAACGUUAUGGUUGACGUUUCUACUAUGUUGGUUUGCACUACGAGGCGAUCCGGUUUAUACGCAAGAAACUGAAUCAGACAUAGAAAGCUUGUUCACAGAAAAGGAAAAUAUUGGCUUCACCGAACAAAAGGCUACUCCUCAUUUGGCAUUAAUUCAUCAGACACAGACCAUUAUUCAUGACAUUGUAGAGCUAAAUACGUUGGUGACAAGACCUGCAAUUGCACCAGCCACCCCUUGGGAUGACACACAAGUAAUAUCAACUGUCUCAGGGGGAGAUGCAGAGUCUUCCAUAGAACAUCAAAUAAUAACUGCUAAACAAAUCCCUGACGUGGAAAUACCUAUUUCUAACAUUGAUGAUUCUAAAUCAGCUGGUGAAAACCAAAAGGAGAUAGAGGUGGGCAGUUCUAGUAAUGCUGCUGAUAAAGACAUUGCAGUGGAAAUUGCAGGAAACAAGGAUAACAUUUCAGAAACAUCCUCCAGAAAAGCCAGUGAUAAAGAUGGUGGAGAACUGGAAAAAGUUGAAGAUAGGGAGGAGCAAAGGCAGAUUCCAGAAGGAGUUGAGAAUGUUGAACUCUCUGAAAAUCAACAGUUCAGUCUUAAUAAGGAAGAAGCAAUCUCAUCAAAUAAGAAGGACAUUUUAGAUGAGAUGCCUCGGGCCAGUGAAUUACCAACACAUCAACUUGACAGCAAAAGCCAGACUUUACAAGUUGACGAGGAUUUACCGGGAACACAAGAUGGUCUUGAGGCCACACAAGAGGAUCUUGAGAAUUCACAAGAUGCACUUGGGGCUGCCCAGGAGGAUAUGCCUUCCUUUAAUGAAUGGAGUCAAAAGUUUCUUGCCCAGGAAGAGGAGAAGAAAGUUCAACUAAACAAUGAGAAAGGAACGUCAGACCCUGGUAUUCCACAGAAGAAAAAGACUAUAGAACGCAAACAAAACAACUACGCCUCCGUGGAUUGUGGGGCUAACAUCCCCGAGAAGAACUCUGAGGCCCAAAAUGCACAUUCCAUUCUCCUGGAAAACAAAGAUUUGUACAUGUUAAACCCAUGUAGCGCCAACAUUUGGUUUAUUGUUGAGCUUUGUGAUCAUGUCCAAGUCACGUCCUUACAGCUUGCAAAUUUUGAGAUGUUUUCCUCAACCACCAAAGAAUUCCAAGUAUCGUUCAGCACAAGAUACCCUACGAGGGAGUGGAGUCAACUGCAGACAUUUGAGGCCAAGCCUGAGAAAUCCAUCCAGACUUUCACAAUAGAUCCUAUUUUUGCAAAGUACAUCAAGAUUGAACAGUUAACUCACCAUGGUUCAGAAUAUUAUUGUCCUUGGAGCUUACUUCGUGUCUAUGGCAACAGCAUGGUAGAGGAGUACGAAGAACAUGAAUCAUCUCACGACGAGAACACUAACGUCGACGAAGAUCUCAAUACUUCAUCUAAUACUACUGAAAAUAAAAACCAGGCCAAAGGCAUUCUAAAGAGUGCCACUGAUGCUGUACUGAACUUCGUUUUGAACUUCGUGAAGACAGUUAAGAAGCUUGUUAAAACAGAGGAACAAAACAACUCCACUGAAAAUGCAACCACGUAUUCUGAAGACAACUCCAGUCAACCCCUUCAACCAAAGACUGUCGUACAACUUAUGCCUCGAGAAGACUUCGAGGCAAGUUGCCAUGGAGACAGUGAUGACGCACCUAACCCACCGUGUUUGCCUGGAGACGAAUGCGUUUCAACGGAGUACUUACCUUAUUCGUAUCAGGCUUUUCUAGAAAUCGUGCAUAACGUAUGCGGCCGAAAUUUUAGGCGUGCCAAGGCAUGUUUCGCUAACUUCAGUAAAAGUUUAGUGGGGAAUGUGACGAACCAGGAAGCGAGUCGGAAAAAUCUCACUAAAGAAAUUGAGAUAGAUGUUGGCAGUAAAGACAAAGAAGUGGAAGCACAUCAGGAUGAAUUGGAAGAUAGCAAAAUGGGUAGUGAAGUAAACGAAAAAGUUGAAACCAUUGAGGAGCAGAAAGACGCUGUUCUUCUAAAUGAAGAUCACAGACAAACUGAGUUACCAGACCCCAGUUUAAUCGAACAAGAUUUUUCACCUUUAUCCGAAGGGCAAUGUGAGAUGAAAAAUGCUACAGUUUCCAGGAAUCCGGAGGAUUUUAGUUCACCAAACCUUGAUCCCGGUCCCACAAUUAACGCCGAAGCAGUCACGACUCAGGCUGGUAAUGGAAAUACAUAUGGGAAAAAAGAAUCGAUAUUUGUUACAUUGAGCAGAAAGAUUAAAGCUUUGGAGCAGAAUGUUACGAUGACGAAUUUGUUCUUGGAAGAACUCAGUCAAAGAUACCGAAAGUCGAUGGGUGAAAUGCAAAAGAAAAUGGAAAAGAAGUUUUCCAUGUUGUCAAAAAACUCCAAGUUUCUUACCAAAGUGAAUUUAGAACAAAAUUCCACUAUCCUUGCUCUGACAAGCAGAGUUAAAGAACUGGAAGAGAAGUUAAAUGAGGCCAUUUCAAGAUCAAAAGUCGUAAACCAGGAAGUUCCUCGUAUCCCUAUGAUGCAAUUUAUUCAUACUAUAGAACUUGCGACAAAAUUUCAGUUUUCGAACUCAACAGGACUACGGUGUAAGCGGUAGCCACUAUGUCAGAGGCUUGCUUGCUUGCUUGCUUGCUUGCUUGCUUGCUUGCUUGCUUGCUUGCUUGCUUGCUUGCUUGCUUGCUUGCUUGCUUGCUUGCUUUCUUGAAUGCUUGUCUUAGACGAUGACGUCACACUCAGCACUACGUCACACAACUGAUGUACGUCACAGACACUCUGCAGUUUUCGAAUGCAGUUUGCAAUCAAAUAUGCAAUUCAAAUGCAAAUUAUUUUAGUAUCAACACAGCUUUUCUAUACGUACGUUGUUUUGCUUACAUUUUUGAGCUGUUUGAACUUUGCACGUCUUACUCAAAUAUAAUAAUCAAUAUUUAAACGACACAUAUGGUCUUCUAGUGUGAAAACAGCUACAGUAUUUAGAGAACACCUGCAGACCGCCGACAGCAGGCGAUUUGUUUGUCUAUAGACGAUUCGUUCGUCUUCUGAUGUGAAAACGGCU
Dendronephthya gigantea is the source of this 3059-nucleotide messenger RNA. RefSeq names its product SUN domain-containing ossification factor-like. Gene Ontology annotation, cellular component: cytoplasm; membrane. Gene Ontology annotation, biological process: protein folding in endoplasmic reticulum. Lineage: Eukaryota; Metazoa; Cnidaria; Anthozoa; Malacalcyonacea; Nephtheidae. The record is from RefSeq and is a predicted model, not a curated record. The transcript is spliced from 9 exons. The coding region runs from base 651 to 2603 and encodes 650 amino acids.